UCCCUCCAAAUAAUCAAAGCCAGAAAAGGGCUCGUCUUCAAAAUCGAGAAAGGUCCAAACAAGUGGAGAAAAAGCUUCAAUGGCGUCAACCUCUGCUCCUCGCAACAGCGCGGCCUGUGGAAGAAUUGCGUCAGCGGCUUCGACACUUUCCUCCGACAAUCAGACUCUCAUCGCUGAAAUUAGAAGAGCUACAAUUAUGAUGAAAGAAACCGCUGUCUGUUUUGAGGAGGAUAACAAUUCCGAUCGGGUGAAGGAGCUUGAAGCUGGUGUUCUUGAAUUAGUGAAAGCCUCAGAUGAUUGCAGUCAUCUUUCCAAUGCUAUCCAAUCUAUUGGAAAUGAAUACCAGCCUGGAGCUGAGCUAACCAACUUCAAUAAGCUGAUUGAGGAUAGAAUCGAAAGAUUAAGCGCUGGUUCAUCAUCUGUAUCACAGAACCAUCCAUGGUUAAGACAGUUCCGUGAAGCUGUGUGGAAUGUUCAUCAUGCGGGACAACCUAUGCCAGGUGAAGAGCAGGAGGACAUAGUAAUGACCAGCACAGACAGCAAUCUUCUGAAUAUUACAUGUCCUCUGUCUGGAAAGCCUGUCACUGAACUAGCGGAACCUGUCCGAAGCAUGGAUUGCAAGCACAUAUAUGAGAAGAAGCCUAUAAUGCAACAUAUAAGGUCCAAGAAUUCACACGGUCGUUGUCCUGUGACAGGUUGCCCUAAAACCUUACAGGCAGAAAGAGUGGUGUGCGACCCACUAUUGCUGAUAGAAAUAGAUGAAUUGCGCUCGAUGAGUAAACAACGCGCCAGAGCUGAUGUCAUUGAAGAUUUUACUCAGCUUAGCUGAAGAAGAUUAGUUGAUGAGAUUAUUACACAAUUGCUGUUUAUGUAAGCUGCUUGUUUCCGGAGAGGUAUUAUGUUAUUAUUUCUCCUCCAUCUUUGACCAAGAAGGAGAUUUCCCAUUAUCUACAUGCCAUAACCAUCAAAAUUAACUUUUGUUUUUUAACUAAUAUUUUGUGUGUAGUAGUUGACUAAAUUGCAAAAA
Messenger RNA from Erythranthe guttata (spotted monkey flower), 1027 nucleotides. It is a transcript of the gene HPY2, whose product is annotated as RING/U-box superfamily protein. Gene Ontology annotation, biological process: protein sumoylation; double-strand break repair via homologous recombination. Gene Ontology annotation, cellular component: Smc5-Smc6 complex; nucleus. Gene Ontology annotation, molecular function: zinc ion binding; SUMO ligase activity. The record is from RefSeq and is a predicted model, not a curated record. Lineage: Eukaryota; Viridiplantae; Streptophyta; Magnoliopsida; Lamiales; Phrymaceae.